UCCCCCUUUCUUCCCCCAGCGGACAACGGUGAGGUCAGACAAAGGUUUUAUCUUCAAAGUUUCCCCCACGCCCCCCUCUGAACCCAAGCAAAGAAAUUUCUGUGAGGAGCAACCGAGCAAAAAACCAAGAAAAUCAGCAAACAAAAUUACUCAUAUGACUCAAUGGCUAUUUUGAAGCCAAGUAACUCUCUCAAACGAAUGGCCUCACGUUUUAUCUCUUACUCGACUUCCAUUCACUCUUUUCACUCCCAUAAUCAGCAAAGCCUCGCUCUUUCGUCUUCUUUUUCGCUUUCCCGCCCGUCUCUUCUCCUAUACGCCAGGGCAAGUAAUAGGUUGAGAAGGGUUUCAAAUAGGUUUUUAAUACGAAAUGUGGUGUGUCCAAGGGCAUUCAUGUCAUCAAGAACAGCAACAGAAGCUCUUUACGAAAGUAAAGGCUCGAAGGAAUAUGGCUCUGAGCAGAUUCAGGUGUUGGAAGGUUUAGACCCAGUGAGGAAAAGACCAGGCAUGUACAUUGGAAGCACUGGACCCCGUGGUCUGCAUCAUCUGGUUUAUGAAAUCUUGGAUAAUGCCAUUGAUGAGGCCCAAGCAGGAUUCGCUUCAAAGGUUGAUGUAGUUCUACUUGCUGACAAUUCAGUGAGCAUUACUGACAAUGGUCGUGGGAUCCCAACCGACUUGCAUCCAGCGACAAAAAAGUCUGCUUUAGAGACUGUCUUGACGGUUUUGCAUGCCGGUGGAAAGUUUGGUGGUCUAAGUAGUGGUUAUAGUGUUUCAGGUGGAUUACAUGGUGUGGGAUUAUCUGUUGUCAAUGCAUUGUCCGAGGCACUCGAAAUUACUGUUUGGCGUGAUGGUAAAGAGUACCAUCAGAAGUAUACUCGUGGAAGACCUGUGACAGAUUUAAUCUGUCAUGAGCUUCCAGCUGAUUUUAAGGGUCGUCAAGGUACCUGUGUCCACUUCUGGCCUGAUAAAGAAGUAUUCACAACUGCGAUUGAGUUUGACUACAACACAAUAUCUGGGCGAAUCAGGGAGCUUGCUUUCCUCAAUCCCGAGGUUACGAUCACGCUCAAGAAAGAGGAUACAGACCCUGAGAAGAACUUGUAUAAUGAGUAUUUCUAUGCUGGAGGACUAAUUGAAUAUGUGAAAUGGCUGAAUGCUGAUAAGAAAUCUCUUCACGAUGUUUUGGGAUUUAGGAAAGAAGCUGAUGGAGUCACAAUUGAUGUCGCUCUUCAAUGGUCUUCGGAUGCAUAUUCAGAUACAAUGCUAGGGUAUGCUAACAGCAUACGGACAAUUGAUGGUGGCACUCACAUUGAUGGUGUGAAGGCUUCAUUAACGAGAACAAUCAACAACCUUGCGAAAAAAUCAAAGGUCAUUAAGGAAAGGGACAUUAAUUUAAGCGGCGAACACGUAAGAGAGGGACUGACUUGUGUGAUCUCUGUCAAAGUUCCCAACCCAGAAUUUGAAGGACAAACAAAGACGAGGUUGGGAAAUCCAGAGGUAAGGAAGAUUGUUGAUCAAUCAAUACAAGAAUAUCUGACUGAGUAUUUGGAGUUGCAUCCAGAUGUAUUGGAUGCAAUUCUUUCCAAGGCCCUUAAUGCUCUCAAGGCAGCUCUAGCAGCAAAAAGGGCGAGGGAGUUGGUGAGGCAAAAAAGUGUUCUGAAAUCAUCAUCCCUUCCUGGGAAGCUUGCUGAUUGUUCAGCUACAAAUCCUGAAGAAUCUGAGAUCUUUAUAGUGGAGGGAGAUUCAGCUGGUGGAAGUGCUAAACAAGGUCGAGAUCGACGUUUUCAGGCCAUUCUUCCUUUGAGGGGUAAAAUUUUAAACAUUGAAAGAAAGGAUGAAGCAGCCAUGUAUAAAAAUGAAGAGAUUCAGAAUCUUAUUCUCGGUCUAGGACUUGGCGUGAAGGGGGAAGAUUUUAGAAAGGAAGCUCUUCGUUACCACAAAAUCAUAAUAUUAACAGAUGCUGAUGUGGAUGGUGCACACAUACGAACAUUGUUGUUGACCUUUUUUUUUAGAUAUCAGAGAGCUUUAUUUGAUGAAGGCUGCAUUUAUGUUGGCGUUCCACCUUUUUACAAGGUUGAGAGGGGAAAGCAAGCAUACUACUGUUAUGAUGAUGCAGAACUUAAAAAGCUCCAGCGUACUUUCCCUGCAAAUGCUUCGUACAAUAUUCAGAGGUUCAAAGGCUUGGGCGAGAUGAUGCCAGUGCAGCUCUGGGAAACAACAAUGAAUCCAGAGACUCGGCUUUUGAAGCAAUUAAGGGUCGAGGAUGUGGCAGAAGCCAAUGUUGUUUUCUCCUCUCUCAUGGGAUCCCGGGUGGAUACCAGGAAGGAACUUAUAAAGAACUCUGCUAGCAUAAUCAACCUUGAGCACUUGGAUAUAUGAAUCUGCCUUAAGAUCUUUUGUACUUCAUACUUACAGCAAGGGUUACGCGUAGGUAUUUGGACAAAGCAGAGGAGAGAACUUCCAACAUAACAUAAAGAUCUUUAUGUUAUACGUAAGGGCCCAGGUAGAAAGUCUCACCGGUCUAUUCAAUUCAACUCGUGGGUGACACUUUUCAUCGAAAGAACCUCUAUACCAAGACUAUGUUGUGACUACGACGAUAAUUUACAAUCCUAAUCUUCACAUGUUCCAUAGAAUCUUGUUAUAUUGUUUCUUAUUUUGUUGCUUUUUUCUGUGGUGGUUUGUUAUUUUCUUGGCAGUUGCUCAUGAGACAGUUCUACAGAGUUUAUGCAAAAGAAUGUUUGUGUUCU
Molecule: messenger RNA, 2741 nt
Organism: Olea europaea var. sylvestris
Lineage: Eukaryota; Viridiplantae; Streptophyta; Magnoliopsida; Lamiales; Oleaceae
Product: DNA gyrase subunit B, chloroplastic/mitochondrial-like
Exons: 21
Coding region: 163-2373 (736 amino acids)
Biological process (GO): DNA topological change
Cellular component (GO): chromosome
Molecular function (GO): DNA topoisomerase type II (double strand cut, ATP-hydrolyzing) activity; ATP binding; DNA binding
Source: RefSeq, a predicted model, not a curated record